This is a messenger RNA of Diaporthe citri, 579 nucleotides long. RefSeq lists its product as uncharacterized. The transcript has a single exon. Bases 1 to 579 code for a protein of 192 amino acids. The record is from RefSeq and is a predicted model, not a curated record. Lineage: Eukaryota; Fungi; Ascomycota; Sordariomycetes; Diaporthales; Diaporthaceae.
AUGCACCAUCUCCUUCGAUUAUUCAUGCUUUCGGCUACGGCCCUUGGCUAUCAGGCCCAUGCCACCCGACAAUCAGAUUCCAUCCAAAUAGUCGAGCUUCAGCACUACAAGGGCAGCGGAUGUGCCCCAGGAUCCGUAACAACUGCCGUCAGUCCUGACCACAAAUCCAUCACCGUAUCUUUCGGCUUCGGAAGCAUCCCGCCUACCAGCCCCCGGAUGCCCUGCGACCUCCUGUUCACCUUGCUGUACCCGACCGGCUGCACCAGCGCUGUCAUCGAUGCCGUCUACAACGGGCUCGAGGAUUUGAGCCCGGGGUUCAGCGGGAACCUCACAGCCAACUAUGCCAUCUCGGGCAUCACCAGUGGCGAGGCGCCGCCUACUACCUUGUUCGAAGCUGGUGUUUCUGCUCCAUGGACAAGGACAGAUGUCAUUACUGCUGAUGCGGCGAUAUCUGGCGAUAGCCAGCGCAACGUGACGUUUGAGGACUACGUCGUGCUGGACCUGAGUGAUAAUGCUGCCAUAGGGCAAGUCACAAUCAACAACAUAACCAUUGAGAUCUCUCUGGAGACGGCAUGCUGA